AUGGGGCGUGAAUGGGUAUGGUUGGAUUCUGAACAAGACUAUCCCAAUGACUCUGAGUUGAGCAACGACUGCAGGUCCCUCUUCAGCUCAUGGGACUCCAGUCUGGAUCUUGAUAUGGGCAGCUGGAGGGAAACUGAGGAGCCAGGGGCUGAGAAACUAGAGGAAAGCAGCCCAGGGAGAGCAUCUAGUGAGCUGCUUGUGGGGGACGGAGGCAGUGAGGAGUCUCAGGAAGAGGCAGAGCAAGUCAGCAGUCAGAAUCUCCUCCACUUUCUCUCUGAGGUAGCUUAUUUAAUGGAGCCAUUAUGCAUUAGCAGCAAAGAAUCACAUGAAGGCUGCUGCCCUUCAUCUGGUACCAGACAACAAGAAAGAAGGGAAAUUGAAGCUAUUGAAGGAGAAGGGGAGCCCUGCAGAGAUCCUGAAGAACUUUCAGCCAAGGCAGACCCCUUGGUAGCUGAGAAGAAGUCACUGGGAGAAAAUGGAAGGCUACAGGUGGCCCCAACUCCCUCAGAUACUUGUGCAGUUCAGGCACAACCCACAGAGAAUGAAGAGGGAGAGGUUCAGCAAGAAUCCAAAGGGGAGGACCAGGGUGAAGGGUAUGUGUCAGAGAUGGAAGACCGGCCCUCCACAGGUGAGUGUGCCGCUGGCUUCAGCGUCCAGGCUGCUCCUCUGGUGGAUAUGCUUUACAGCCAUGCCCCCUCAAAGCCUCUGUCUGAUUUAAGCCAGAGCGAUCCUGUUCAGGAUCACUUGCUAUUUAAGAAGACUGUCCUGUCAGUCUGGAAGAUGAUUGCCAGUCACAGGUUCAGUGGUCCAUUUCUGAAGCCUGUGUCAGAAAGGCAGGCCCCAGGAUACAAGGAUGUGGUGAAAAGACCCAUGGACUUAACGACCCUGAAAAGGAAUCUGUCUAAGGGACGGAUUCGCACCAUGGCACAGUUCCAGCGGGACCUGAUGCUGAUGUUCCAAAAUGCUGUGAUGUACAAUGACUCUGAUCAUCAUGUGUACCAUAUGGCUGUGGAGAUGCAGCGAGAAGUCUUGGAGCAGAUUCAGGUGCUGAGUACUUGGUUAGUCAAAAGAAGAGACUUAAAUAGUCCAGAAUGAGAAUCAGCCAACCCAGUGCGUGAUGGAAAACCUGUUUGGUUAACCUGGAGCUGCUACCCUGACCCUUUCUGAAAUUUGGACCUCUCAUUGAGACUCUGACCCAGAGAAGGUCCCAGCACUUGUCUAUCAUUUCCCUGUUGUCUUUUCUAAUAAUAAGGCCUUAACUCACAACCAAAGGUACCUGUGGACAAAAUAUAAGGGAAAAGGGGCAAGCUGUGAUUUGGGGUUAUACCAUAAAUGUUGCCCGUAUCUUGUUCCAUAGGCUUAAUUUAGAGGUAACUAGUUUAAACCGCUUAUUACUGCUCUAUAAAUAAA
This is a messenger RNA of Rhinolophus ferrumequinum (greater horseshoe bat), 1410 nucleotides long. Its product is annotated as bromodomain-containing protein 8-like. Bases 1 to 1095 code for a protein of 364 amino acids. Lineage: Eukaryota; Metazoa; Chordata; Mammalia; Chiroptera; Rhinolophidae. Gene Ontology annotation, molecular function: protein binding. The transcript has 8 exons. Gene Ontology annotation, cellular component: NuA4 histone acetyltransferase complex. The record is from RefSeq and is a predicted model, not a curated record.